Molecule: messenger RNA, 1917 nt
Organism: Rhinocladiella mackenziei CBS 650.93
Lineage: Eukaryota; Fungi; Ascomycota; Eurotiomycetes; Chaetothyriales; Herpotrichiellaceae
Exons: 3
Coding region: 1-1917 (638 amino acids)
Source: RefSeq, a predicted model, not a curated record
AUGGCUCCGACAACACUCAUCACUUUUCUCGUUCGCACUCCUCCCUCCACCCGAUCCGUCAGCCUUCAUGGUUCCUGGGACAACUUCUCCACCCCGUACCCCAUGCAACGGGAUUCUCGCACAGGCCCUGAGCAUUGGUCAGGCUGCCAUAGCUUUUCCAACAUCAUAUGCGAUGGCGACCUGCAACCGAAUGGCGUUCCCAGGGAAGGAGGACUCAAAAUGGGCGGUACUUAUUGGUACUAUUACAAGCUUGACGACGAAAUCGAAUUUCACAAUUCGGCAGAACCCUCAACGACGUCUUGUCCUCUUCUACCUGGUCAGCUCGUCAACGUUUUGAACGUACCCUUCGCCCUCAGCACUAGUCGUCCUCGAAAUGACAGUGUCAGCUCUACCGGCUCCGAGUACCGUACCAUGAAUCCCACCGACAAAUUCCUCAAUCCUCGUCCUGUCCCAGCAAAGCCGUCAUUGCCCCGUCUAAAGACCUCGCCAACUUUCCCACAACAAUCGUGGUCAUCAUCUAGCUCUCCCGUCAGUGCUUCGUCGAGACAAGGGAGAUCGACCACCUCCCGGGGCCCAUCUCAGCCGGGCAGUGCCAAUACCUUCCGGGUCAUCCGACUCACCAAGAAGCCGUCUGUGGAGGGACCGAGCAGGUCGACUUCCAGAGGGAGUAACAGGUCGGUUGGUAUUAUGAGCGCCUUUCGAGCUCUGGCAUCUCCGCGGAUGGCCAGUCCUGAGGCUGGUGUCGAUCGUGGACGCGCCGCCACGGUGGACGAAAACCCACCAGUUCCUCUCUCUCGAGCUCCUUCCGGACGCAGCAUCACGCCCAAAAGGUCUGGCCUCGGACAGAUGUCUCCCGUUGCCGAAAUUGCUCCCACUGCAGCCUCCGGGCCAAAUCGAGAACUUGCUCUACGCCGAGAAUUUGACCAAACGGCGGACGGCGUGGCUGCUCUGACGAUGUCCUCAUUUGGACAACAUCGAAGACAAGGAUCGCUCUCACGAGAACCAUCAACACUGCGUAACUCUCUAUCAUUAGAAGGAGACUCUGAACAGGCAUCACUUGAUCAGCCCAACGUCCACUAUCACCCGCUCGAGACGUUGAAAGAAGUUUUGUCCGCCUCGAACACCCCUGUUUGGCCGGUUACGGCAAUGAGAGUAGAAGAGGGCGAUUCCGUCGACGAGAAGCAGAUACCUCUCGAUCUGGAAAAGCGAUUACCGACUUUACCCAAUACACCAUCGUCUGCAUAUCCUCCGAGCAAUGUGGAUGAAUCUCCAUCAAACCGUCUUUCUGACGACAUUGAACACCUCCAAAGUCGCUUUUCGAGCACGACUAUCGAAACCGAAUCCCACACGGACAGCUACAUUCCCCAUGAACGAAGCCACUUUUCCGACUGGACAUAUGAUACUGCCAAACUUUCUCCUCAGUCGGAAUAUGACCCGAGUAUCAUUGAUUUUGAACCCAUGAGUCCAGCAGCAGAGGACGAAUUUGAAUUCCGAGAUAUCCAUCCUAUCGAUGUUACCAGUGAAGGCGAUCAUCGAAUUGAUCUCGAGACCAAGAGAUACUCAGCAGCCAAGCAGGAUGGAUUACCCUCUGCUUCCAGUUUCUCGACCGUCAGCUCGGUGGCUUCCUCGGCCACCCCCAGUUCUCAUGUGGAUCUAGAUGGUGCCAAAGAGGCCGAGUUCGCAUGGAGCAAAUUCCAACAUUACAGCUUACCCACCGAAGAUGUUGGAUCUGGAGUUACCCUCAAGAGAGCAUCUACGACCGAGAAAGUAGCGCCCUUGGUCGUGGAUGAGCAUCAUCGCCCUGGAACUUUCCAGCCUCAGUUGACCUUUGAUGGACCUGCUAUUCCUCACUCAACCAGUAUGCAACAGCUUCUCGAUGAACUGAGUUAUCUCGGUGGCAUGAUCCAACAGAAUUAG